GCCUUUGGGGUGGGGCCGCUCCGGAGCGAAGACAACAAAGGCGGCGGGCGGCGGGCAGCUGUGUGCGUGUCUCUUGGUUCUCCCAUCCGCCGAGGCGUUCUUGCCUCCCUCCCGCCCUGCUCCAGAUGAAGUGUGAACACUGCACGCGGAAGGAAUGUAGUAAAAAGACAAAAACCGAGGAUGAAGAGGAUGUGUCAGUUGAUGCACCGAGUCUGGCCCAGGAGAAUGGUGAGAAGGGAGUAUUCCAUAAAUUGGCUGAUGCCAAGAUACUGUUGAGUGACUGCCUAGCAUGUGACAGCUGCGUGACUGCAGAGGAAGGAGCCCAGCUUUGUCAGCAGAAUGCCAAGGACUUCUUCCGGGUCCUGAACUUUAAUAAGAAAUGCGAUACCUCAAAGCACAAAGUGCUAGUUGUGUCUGUAUGUCCCCAGUCUUUGCCUUAUUUUGCUGCUAAAUUGAACCUCAGUGUCACUGAUGCAUCCAGACGGCUGUGUGGCUUCCUGAAGAGUCUUGGGGUGCACUAUGUGUUUGACAUGACGAUAGCUACGGAUUUCAGCAUCCUGGAGAGUCAGAAAGAAUUUGUGCAUCGAUACCAUCAGCACAGUGACGAGCAGCGCGUGCUGCCCAUGCUGACGUCUGCCUGCCCUGGCUGGGUCCGAUAUGCUGAGCGGGUGCUGGGCCGCCCCGUCACCCCCCACCUGUGCACCACCAAGUCCCCACAGCAGGUCAUGGGCUCCUUAGUGAAGGAUUACUUCGCCAAACGGCAGAACCUUCCUCCAGAGAAAAUUUUCCAUGUUGUUGUGGCCCCUUGCUAUGACAGAAAGCUGGAGGCUCUUCAGGAGGGAUUCUCCACUGCUUUGCCUGGUGCCCGGGGUACUGAUUGUGUGUUGACGUCAGGUGAGAUCGCUCAGAUAAUGGAGCAGAGUGGACUCUCAGUGAAGGACGCUGCUGUGGACACUUUGGUUGGAGAUGUGAAGGAUGUAGCUGUGAGGCGCCAAGAUGGAGCUGGCUCAGAUGGGCACCUGGCACACGUCUUCCGACACGCAGCAAAGGAGCUGUUCAAUGAGCACGUGGAGGAGAUCACCUACUGCUCUCUGAGAAACAAAGACUUCCAGGAGGUCACCCUUGAAAAGAAUGGAGAGGUUCUAUUGCGUUUUGCUGCUGCGUAUGGGUUUCGGAAUGUCCAGAACUUGGUCCUGAAGCUCAGGAAGGGCAAGUUCCCAUACCACUUUGUGGAGGUCCUUGCAUGUCCUGGAGGAUGCUUAAAUGGCAGGGGCCAAGCACAGACCAAGGACGGACACAUGGACAAGUCCCUGCUGCGCCAGAUGGAGGGCAUCUACGCAGACAUCCCUGUGCAGCCUCCUGAGUCCAGUGCACACGUGCAGGAGUUGUACCAGGAGUGGCUGGAGGGCACUGACUCCCUCAGAGCCCGGGAGACCCUGCACACCACCUUCCAGAGCCCGGAGCGCUGCACCACCAGCCUGGACAUGAAGUGGUGAAGGAAGUCGGGCAGCAGGGCCAGCUGUGAAGUAGGAGAGGACUGUGCUGAUGAAGAGUUCGCCCUUCAAGGAAACACCAGUGGGCUGCUCUAGUUCUCAGUGCUCUGUUCCCAACGUGCAGCAGCGUGCAGUGCUGUCUUCAUCGUGAGUGUGUGGAGUGGAGUGUUCAUCAUGGGAGAACCUCCCCAGUCUAAGUGUCCCUUUAUUGUAAGAUUGUGAGAAAAAUCCCAAAGAGCGAGAACAGAGAAAGACGACUGUCUUCUAGAUUUGAAAAAUUUAAAGUGUCCUGUGAGGAGCUGAGGCACUGGGGUGACCACUCUGACACUGCAGAUGAGAAACGGCCGCAGCGCUGUGCUGUGGUGCCGGUGACACUGCCGGCCUCUGGGUCAUCAGAGUAGGUUGUACUUAUUCCCGCUUCCUGGCCCAGGGUGGUUCUCAUUUUUACUUGUACACAGUUUUGAGAAUCAUUGUAAGUUGGCAACACUGCUGGUCCCAGCACAGCCCUCCUUGUGCUCCUGAUGGCCCCACCUUGGCCCACUGCCCUGCAUUGUGAGCUCACCUUGAAAGGAAGCAGCGUAUCCAACAAAACUGGCUGCUGGAGACAGACCCACACGUCCUCUGCUGCACUGGGAUUGGGUUCAUCCUGGGGUACAAGCACCUGCAGGGGCUGUGGGGUGCUUGGGUCUGUUGAUGUGUGAUGGCCUCAGCAUGUUGGGUCGCCUUCGUCCUCUGUUGUGUACCUGUUUGGGUGUAAUUGGACAUGUGUUAAAUUGCAUUUUUUGUUUUUGUUUUGUUUCCUUCCCCUUCAGUCUGUAUAUAGUUGGGUGUUAAUCCCCCAAACUGAUAUGAAAUAAACUGUUGAAGAGAGAGGA
Messenger RNA from Chinchilla lanigera (long-tailed chinchilla), 2368 nucleotides. It is a transcript of the gene Narf, whose product is annotated as nuclear prelamin A recognition factor. Gene Ontology annotation, molecular function: lamin binding. The record is from RefSeq and is a predicted model, not a curated record. NCBI's taxonomy places the organism in Eukaryota, Metazoa, Chordata, Mammalia, Rodentia, Chinchillidae. The transcript has 11 exons. Bases 126 to 1496 code for a protein of 456 amino acids. Gene Ontology annotation, cellular component: lamin filament.